Molecule: messenger RNA, 651 nt
Organism: Momordica charantia (bitter melon)
Lineage: Eukaryota; Viridiplantae; Streptophyta; Magnoliopsida; Cucurbitales; Cucurbitaceae
Source: RefSeq, a predicted model, not a curated record
AUGACUUUAGAACCUCAUAUUGCUAGGAUUAAUGAAGGAGACCAUACUGAAAAGAAAUUAGAAGAAUUUAGCAAGGUCUACCUUAGAAAAAAUCAACCUAUGGGUGAUACAGGUUCUGAUUUAGAUGAAAGAAUUGGUAUGAUUAAUGAGAGAGUUGACACUAAAAAUAAGAAAAUGGAAAUUAGGGAUAAGGAGAAUGAGGUUAUUUGUGCCAAGAUAGCGGAAUUAAACGAGAAAUGGCAAAGGUUUAUGGAAAAUUCAAGGAGGAUGAGUGAAGAAAUUCAAAUUGAAUUAGAUGAAUUAUAUGAUGAGGAUCUUGGAGAUUUACCCCAAGAAGUUACAAAUGAGUGCGAGGAGGAAGAAGAAAACAAUGAUAUCUCCCAAUAUGAUGAAGAGGAGGCCCCUGUUCAAGUACAAGAAGGAGCAUCUAGUCCUAAGGAUGUCCCAAACGAAGCCACGAAGGAAUCAUCUUCCUCUUCUUCAAAAGAUAUGACCCAUUCUUUCUCGAGUUUGAAUGUUUUUGACCCCAACUUUGUUGCUGUUGCAGAGAACUCAGAGGAAGAGGCGUGCUUGACUAAGCAACGAAAAAGAAAACUCCGACCCAAAUUACGCCUGGCCCAAUUUCCAAGCCGCGCACCGGAGCCUUCGUAG